This is a messenger RNA of Vollenhovia emeryi, 1325 nucleotides long. It is a transcript of the gene Nthl1, whose product is annotated as endonuclease III-like protein 1. Gene Ontology annotation, molecular function: DNA-(apurinic or apyrimidinic site) endonuclease activity; DNA binding; oxidized pyrimidine nucleobase lesion DNA N-glycosylase activity. The transcript is spliced from 2 exons. Gene Ontology annotation, cellular component: nucleus. Gene Ontology annotation, biological process: base-excision repair, AP site formation; base-excision repair; nucleotide-excision repair. The record is from RefSeq and is a predicted model, not a curated record. Bases 246 to 1244 code for a protein of 332 amino acids. Lineage: Eukaryota; Metazoa; Arthropoda; Insecta; Hymenoptera; Formicidae.
UGACAUCUCUCAGGCUUCUCUCUGCUAUCUAUCUCUCUUUUGAGUGCAGACAGCUAAGCACGGUGCAGUUGCACGAAGCGAACAACUGUCUUCACUCUAAUUGCAGCUCUAGCCUUGACUGACCGGUGCUGGGUGCGAGCGGGAUUGGUUAUGCCAAUUUUAAAUGCCGCAUGUGAGUGCGUGUGUUCCGUUGCUCGUAAAAAUUGAUUCGACAGCACCCUAACGCGUUUCUGUAACCCGACAAGAUGAGCAAACGGUUGAAGCUGGCUGGUGUCUCAAGAGCAUUACGUUCCAACAGAACCUUCGUGAACGCGGACUCCUCGGAGAAGACGUCGCCCUACUUCGCCGACGAGAAACCGGUGAAGAAACGUAAACCGAUCAAGAUCGAGCACGAAGCGACGGACGUCGAAGAGGCCGACGUUACGUCAGUUGCGGUAAAGAGCGAAGCUGCGGAAGCGUUGACGGACGUCAAAACUGAGAAUUGUGAGGUGAAGCACGAGAAUGCGGUUCAAUCGACAGACCCGAAGGGCAUCAAGGAGGAACAGUGGAUGCCACCGAACUGGGAGACGAUUCUCGAAAACAUUAAAGAAAUGAGGAAACACGAGGCGGCCCCGGUCGACACGAUGGGUUGCCACAAGUGUGCGGACCCCGACGCCAGUCCCGUGGUGUCUCGAUAUCAAUCGCUGAUCGCCCUGAUGCUGAGCAGCCAGACGAAGGAUCAGGUCACGCACGCUGCUAUGCAGCGCCUCAACUCUUACGGUUGCAAGCCAGAUAUAAUAGCAGCUACCCCCGACGACGUUCUGGGCAAGCUGAUAUUUCCAGUCGGAUUUUGGAAAAGGAAAGUGGAGUAUAUAAAGAGGACGUCAACAAUCCUUCUCGAUAAAUACGGUGGCGAUAUACCGAGGACAGCGAAAGAAUUGUGCGAGCUACCAGGGGUAGGGCCUAAAAUGGCUCACAUAUGCAUGCAAAUUGCCUGGGGAGAAGUGUCCGGCAUCGGCGUGGACACGCAUGUUCACAGGAUUUGCAACAGACUGAAAUGGGUGAGAAAACCGACGAACACGCCGGAGGGGACCAGACACGAGCUGGAGGAUUGGCUUCCGAAACCCCUGUGGAAAGAAGUAAAUCACCUCCUCGUGGGAUUCGGUCAGACCACUUGUCUACCUCGAUUUCCCAAGUGCUCGGAGUGUCUCAACAGGAACAUUUGCCCGUACGCCCCGAAAAGCGGCGGAAAGAAAAAGAAGUAACGAACGCACGUUUAUAUAUCGUGUACGUACACGACGUUCACAAAGUUAUAAAAUAUAUUUAUUUCGAGUUUUUGCAGUAAA